CUCGAAAAAUGGAUAAUGAAUUAAAAUUAUAUUCAAAAUCUUAAAAAUUCUUGAUGCAAUUUCGAAUAAAAUUCAUAUUCACAUCACAUGUUAUAUACGAUUUGAUCAUAACUUGAGAAGGAAAUUUCCAGGAAGUUUCCGCUUGCCUUAAAGAGAAUGCAGACAAACUUUAAGAAGUUGGCAUACAUGCUCAAAACUUUCACGGGGCAAAAGUAAAUUUGUCGGUAACUUCCUCUCGCAUUGCUGUUAAAUUCUAGUGUUUUGAAAACAAAUGGUUUCAAGGCACAAUGGUGGUUCAUCGUCGAUGCUUCCGCUUGUCGUUUGAAGAAGACGAAGGGUUCGAAUACGAAACAAGAACUGAAACAAAAUUGACUUCUUCUCAUACCUUUUAUUCUGCUUGUCUGAUCAUUAUCUGUCCAUACCCGAUUUUCAUGCGAAGACUUCAGGAUUUGAUAAUUGAUAGUGCUUGGGAUAUUGGAGUGGGUGGCUUUGGAAGCAUUUACUGGGACGUGAAGGGCAAAAGAUCGCAAGCAUUAUAACAAUAUCAUUUUCCUCAAGGAGAAUGCACUCAUAUAUCAACCAUGGAUCCAAGGUCAUGGCUCAUGGGUGAGACGUUGGAUAGCGUUGGAUUAGUCCGAUGGUGAAAAUUAAAGGACAAAACUGUUAUCACAAUUUAUUUUUUUGAAGCUCGCCUAUAAUGAAGCUAAUGCAUAUCAUGAUUGAUAUCAUGUUUUCUCUCCUAACAGCCAAUCAAAUUGCGGUUUUCACUUUCAUUUACUGCAUUCUAGUUUUAGUUUUUUAGAGAUUGAUUUUUUACAUGUUGUAGAGUGAUAAGCGAAGGUACAUCCUACUAGAACAGAG
Molecule: messenger RNA, 861 nt
Organism: Lactuca virosa
Lineage: Eukaryota; Viridiplantae; Streptophyta; Magnoliopsida; Asterales; Asteraceae
Source: the annotation of a GenBank genome assembly